This is a messenger RNA of Trichomycterus rosablanca, 780 nucleotides long. RefSeq names its product vitellogenin-like. NCBI's taxonomy places the organism in Eukaryota, Metazoa, Chordata, Actinopteri, Siluriformes, Trichomycteridae. Gene Ontology annotation, molecular function: lipid carrier activity. Gene Ontology annotation, biological process: cellular response to estrogen stimulus; lipid transport; response to estradiol. Bases 1 to 780 code for a protein of 259 amino acids. The transcript has 6 exons. The record is from RefSeq and is a predicted model, not a curated record.
AUGAGAGCUGUUGUGCUUGCGUUGACUCUGGCCCUUGUGGCAAGUCAUCAGAUAAAUCUUGUUCCAGAAUUUGCUGCCGGUAAGACCUAUGUGUACAAGUAUGAGGGUCUGCUCUUGGGCGGUCUGCCUCAAGAGGGUCUGGGCAAGGCUGGUAUCAAAGUCAGCAGCAAGGUUCUCAUCAGUGCUGUGGCUCAAAAUACCUAUCUCAUGAAGCUCUCGGACCCUCAACUCUUUGAGUACGCUGGCAUCUGGCCCCAGGAUUCUUUCAUUCCUGCUGCUAAGCUCACCUCAGCACUGAAAGAUCAGCUUGUGAUUCCCAUCAAAUUCGAGUAUGACCAAGGUGUGGUGGGUAAGGUAUUUGCCCCUGCUGGAGUCUCUGCUACUGUCAUGAAUCUGCACAGAAGUAUCCUCAACAUCCUUCACCUCAACCUCAAAAAGAUCCAAAAUGUCUAUGAGCUGCAUGAGGCUGGACCUCAUGGAGUUUGCAAGACUCACUACUUGAUCAGUGAAGAUAUAAAGACUCAUCAGAUUGUUGUAAAAAAAUCCAAAGACUUGACCCACUGCCACGAGAGAAUCGUCAAGGAUAUUGGUUUAGCGUACACUGAGACCUGUGUUGAAGGCCAUAAUAGGCUUAAGAGUCUGACUGGAACAGCAAUCUACUCUUACAUCAUGAAGCCCACUGAUACCGGGGCUAUGGUUUCUGAGGCUACUGUUGAAGAGGUUCAUCAGUUCUCACCUAUGAAUACAUUUACUGGAGCAGCUCAAAUGAAAGCCAAGUAA